AGCGAGCGGCAUGUCCUGUAAUAAAGCAGCUGUCAUCAACAUCUCCACUGUGGGGGGAUCCAUGACCAGAAUACCUCCCUUGUACAUCCAGCUCCCAGAGUACAUCCAGCUACUGCGUUAGCAAGACACCAUGGAUGCCUGCGAAUGCUGAGCUUGGGUCUAGAUCGUCAGGACUGUUUGCCAGUGUGCCGGACCCACCUUUGAUGUCAGCGAGAGCCGCAGGCAUCCCGGUGACAUCAGCACUCUCGACCCCUAACAAAGUGGCCCUGCCACCCUCUGCUGCUCUUCCUUCAACGGUGGUCGCCAUUUUGAGCGCGUGAGCCGCACACUGCGCUCCAGAGGCCUCACCUGUCCACAGGUCUGCAUGACUGCAUUCACUGCAGGACCUCUCAAGGUGAAGGCACCCUGUCUGCCCUGUCACAAGGCCUGUUUCUUGUUCAUGUUUCCACGACUUUUAUUUUGUAACCCGAGUCUGUGUCGCGCUUCCCUUGCCGUCAUGUUUCUCUGCCUUAUCGAUGUGUCGUGUUCACGUUGGUUUAUUUUCUCGUAGUUUCUGUUUGCUUAUGGGUUUGUUCUUUUCUUUUGACCCCAACUUGUCUUUUGUUAGCGUAUGAAUGCGUUUAUCCGCUGUUGGCGAGUGUUUCAGUGUUCAGUCACCUUUCACCAGCUCAAAACAUUUGGCACAUCAUGAAAUGACAAAAAGGCUAGAAUCGGAAGUUCCUUUCCCAAAUCUCUCCAAAAAAAAAAAAUGUUUAAAUACAAGGCCCUGCCCGAAAGAUUUUGCCAUCAAAUCCAAAAUGACCUUUUAUUCUCCCUUAAAAUGGCAUGUUUUCUAUUUCAACAUUUCAAACAUCUUAAACAUGAUUUUUUAACUUUAAUUAGAUUGGGGCGGUAGAUAUUAACGAUAUCAUGGUAAACCAUAAGAACAAUAACCUUUGUACAAGAGGUCAUGAAAGUGCAGAUCCAGGUCCAAACUCCAAAUGUAUUAAUCAUAUCUCAUACCUAUUCAUAAGCAGUUAGCCCACACAUUUAUGACAUACACAACAACCUUUUACCAUAUCUACAACCUUUUGUUUUUUAUUUAUUAUUUUAGAUAUAUAAUUUUCUCACCGAGAUAGUUCUAGUAAAUUAUUAAUUUACUAGCGGUGACAUGAGGUGAAUUUCAGGCUGCAGGAUGACUCUUUAGCUGAACUGCUCCACAUGUUUUCAUCUUGCUGUCAUGAAAUAGUGGCAAACAGAUAAAAAGAAAUGUUCAGACAUUUAGAAUUUGAUGAUUUGUCCUAUAUUUUUAGUUUAUAUUUUAUUUUUAGUUAUUUUUAAAGGUAAUAUAAUUUUUUGUGUCAGGCCAUCAAUUCUAAAAAAAAACUAUUGUCAGCAUGAUACUGCAAAACUUUACAUUUCUAUCACCUCCCACUGCUGCUGAAAAGAUUCAUUAACGAUACUGACUUAUGGAUACACUUCUGAUGGUUACACAAUAGGUGGAUGUGAUGAAAAGCAUAUGAGAAGCCUAUGAGCAUAUGAAAAGCAUAUCAUACAAGCUUAUCAUACUGUACAAUGAUAUCUGAGCAACAGAGAAAGACAGAGAGAACGCCGAAGCAAGCAUUUAUGCAUAGUUCUUAUGAAUUUAUGACCUGACAAAAAAAAAUGCAUUACCGUUUGAAAUUACUUGAAAAUAUAUAUACUAUUAAAAAUAUAUUACAAAUCAUCACAUUUUGUUUGUUUGCCACUACUUGAUGAAAACAUGUGGUGCAGCAGCUUAAAGUGUAGUUAUUAAAAUAUAAUCACAAAAAAAUCGAUUAAAGUGAAAAUGUGAUUUUUACUUUUGCAACUGCUGAUUAUUUAAUCAGCACUACUGGAAAUCUGUGUUCCUACUAAAAUUAUAAACUUGAGGAAAAUAUAAUUUUAGCUUCAAACAGUUGUGCAAUUUUUAUUAUUAUUAUUAUUAUUAUUAUUAUUAUUAUACGUUAUUAUUAUUAUAAGUACACCAGACAAAAAAUACCUCGUUUCUUGUCUAAAUUUGAAUGCGCUGCCACUAUUUAUUAUACUAUAUAACAAGCAGUCAUAUUAGCUAAGUUAUCUUAGCUUUUUUUCUUUCUUUCUUUAAUUCACCCUCUCUGACUUUUUAUUCAUAUAAUUUAUCUUAUAUUUUUGUUACAAAAAUCCAUCAAUCUGCUUCAGAGGACACGCGGUAACCACCUAUAGAUUAGUUUUAUGUCACAGUACUUGCGGACAUAUCUGAUUUUAACUUCCAAAUAAUGCCAGCUAACCUCCAAGCUUGGAAGAGCCAGGAUACGUUUUUAAAAACUCUGACUGUGUUUGUAUGAAAGAAGAAAGUCAAAUACACCUAGGAUGGCUUUGAGUGAGUAAAAUAUGGGGUGAUUGUAAUUUUUAGGUGAACUAUUCCUCUUAACCAUAGAGAGUAUGACACAGCACAAAUCAAGUUCAAAACAGGCGUGGUGCUUAUUUGGGUUCGUAUAAAAAAGCACUUCUAAGGAGCAGGUCGAAAGACUCGAACUGGUGAACUUAAAUAAUGGCAGCAGUGAAAGCGUGCAAUAUCUUGAUCACCGGAGCCAACCGGGGCUUGGGCUUAGAAACCGUAAAACAGCUCCUGGAGGAUUCUUGUCAGAAACGUCAUAUUUUUGCUACCUGUCGUGACCCAGAUGGACCGAAGUCUGAGGCAUUGAGAGAACUGGCAAAAAAGCAUCCAAGUGUGAUCACUAUCAUACGUCUCGAUGCUGAUGAUCCAUCCAGCAUCAAAGAAUCUGCCAAGAAAGUGGGAUCUCUGCUGGGAAACAGCAGUUUGAACCUGCUUGUGAAUAAUGCUGCAAUCAUAGCAAAUGGCACCAUUCAGACCAGCAGUGCUGAAGACAUGAAAAACACCUUCAAUACCAAUGUGAUAGGACCCUUAUUAAUAAUUAAGGAGUACUUACCAUAUCUACAAGCAGCAGCCAAAGCGAGCGGGACACCAGGCAUGUCCUGUAAUAAAGCAGCUGUCAUCAACAUCUCCACUAUUGGUGCAUCCAUGACCCAAAUGCCUUCCAUGUACAUGCAGUUCCCAUUGUUGCCCUACUGCGUUAGCAAGGCAGGUUUUAACAUGCUGACUGUGUUAGCUGCUGAAGAGUUAAAGGUGGAUGAGAUCCUCUGCAUGGCCCUUCACCCAGGAUGGGUGAAAACUGAUAUGGGUGGAGACAAAGCACCACUUGAAUCAAAGGAAAGUGUGGAGGGGAUGCUGCGGGUCAUUGGCAGUCUCACUGAGAAACAGCACGGUGCAUUCCUGGACUACACUGGAGAAACUGUGACCUGGUGAACCAGAAGAACUAUAUGGUCAUGAAAGGUCCUCGAGGUCAUCAAGGUCCAAACUUCCCUAUUUAACCUAAUAACCAUUUAUGACCAACAUAUGAUAACUUUUUUACUAUUUCAUACAGAUGAAUAAAGCGGUGAUGUCUCUAUCUCUUCACUGUAUAUACUGUCUGUUACACACACAA
This is a messenger RNA of Puntigrus tetrazona (Sumatra barb), 3485 nucleotides long. RefSeq names its product C-factor-like. The record is from RefSeq and is a predicted model, not a curated record. The transcript is spliced from 7 exons. Lineage: Eukaryota; Metazoa; Chordata; Actinopteri; Cypriniformes; Cyprinidae. The coding region runs from base 2531 to 3307 and encodes 258 amino acids.